This is a messenger RNA of Salvelinus fontinalis (brook trout), 10951 nucleotides long. RefSeq lists its product as uncharacterized. Gene Ontology annotation, molecular function: protein binding. Bases 243 to 6212 code for a protein of 1989 amino acids. The transcript has 12 exons. The record is from RefSeq and is a predicted model, not a curated record. Gene Ontology annotation, cellular component: cytoplasmic vesicle. NCBI's taxonomy places the organism in Eukaryota, Metazoa, Chordata, Actinopteri, Salmoniformes, Salmonidae.
UCUCGCUUUAACCCGUGGAGAGGCUGUUCGUUGGUCGGACGGGGUUGCGCGCGCUCGCCUCCGUUUACCGAGAACGGGAUCCAGCAUCUCCAUCUUCUCCUCAACCGAGCCGAUGGGUCUUUGGAGUCAAGCCUAGAUGUGACCGUCAUGUUUUGGAUCUCUCCAUCCUUUAGAUAGAAAACAGAACCCCUGUUUCUAUAGAAACAGAAAUAAUUGACAAUUAUAAAACUAUUAUUCCUAAAAUGCACUCCUCUAGCCGAACCUUUGCUCCGCCCUUGAGGCCUCGUCGCAUCGACACGAGCAGGCGGACCACCACCGCAGCGGAACCAAAGCCACACGGCCCUGUUUCCCAGAGGGAAGACAAAAACAUGAACACCAUUUCCUCUUCCUCUCCUCGGCGCGCCACCAAAGCGACCCCUGAGUCUUCCAGGACCAGGGUGGGGGUCCAGCCUCGCGCUCCCUUGGGUCAGUCCAGAUUGGGUUUACAGAGAAACACAGCUCCCCUCUCUACGACCAAACCCAAACCCAAAAGUGUCCGUGCAGCAGCAGCUGUGUCGAAACGCGCCCCUCUUCCUCAUCCUCUUCCUCUUCUUCCUCAUCUGGACCCCAACUGUAAUGAACCCAGCCUGCCUUGUCUGUGCUGCGACGGCCAUUCCCCCCAGGACAAUAACAGUCUGUUCAACCACAACCACAACAACAACAAUACCAUCUCCAUCAGACAGCAGCUGAAGCUUCAGCCCCCUCCACCACCUCCCCUGCUACCCCAGAGACAGGAGGGGACAGGGGGCAAGACCAAGAAACAGGCCAGCCCCUCUCAGCCCAAGCCCCAGCCUCAGGUCCUGGCCCCGGCCUGCCCCCCUAAUGCCCUGGAACUGGAGAAAGGAAAAAAAGAUGAGGAGAAUGCAGAUGUUAACAAGAACACAGAUGUGGUCAUAGACAGCACGAAAGAAACGGAGGAAGAGAUGGACAACAAGAAAGAAACAGAGGAGGAAGAGGAAAACAGUGUGGAUGUUGAAGUUGAUGAUGAGGAGGAAGGAGAUGAUGAUGAUGAUGAUGACACGUUGGUCCCAUCGUGCUGCGACUGCCCUCCCUCUCUCCUGGAUCUCUCCCUGACCUCCUCCACCUCCUCAUCCUCCACUUCCAUCAGCUCCUGCUCCGAUCUGGAGUCAGACUGCGCCGAUCUCUCCACCUCUCUCUCGUCCUCUGGCCACAAGUGGAACGCUGAUCUGUCAAUCUCUCAGGACGACACUCUCAUUCACGUUCCUGAACGCUACCCAGCCUCCCGUUCACCCCCUGUCCUGCUCCUCAACCCCAAACCCCCCUCUGUCUCUCGUUGCCCUUCCCCCCCCCCACACGCCUGCUCCUCAGACGAGGGCUACCCCUCCGCCCCCGCCUCCCCCUCCUACCUGGGGGUCAAAGGUCAGACAGGCUUAGGGUCAGAGGUCGCCAGACUAGGCCUCCUGGACUUCCUGGAGUCAGUGGGAGACUUUGGAAAGAUGGAGCGCUUUAGCCAGGUGAUUCAGGUGGCUCGCUGGGACCUGGAGGGGGAUCCUCAGGGGGAUCUACUGAGGGAUCGACUGGAUCACCUGGACCGACUGGAGAGUGUCAAUAGGCAGGUGAAGCUGGCCCACAUCGCCAGGCUCCAUGAGAAGGGACUGGAUUUAGGAGAUCUGGGCAAGGAGGAUCUCUCUGAUGUUCUGGAUGAGAUGGGGAACGUGGAUAUGUCUUGGAAGCUGUAUAAGGGCCGGGGGGGGUCGUUGGGAGAUUCCCAGGAGUUCUCUGAUGCUGGAGUGGACCUGACAGCACCUUCAGACUGUGACGAGCCCCUGGUCUUACAAUCAGAGACCUCUUCGCCCAUAGAGCCCCCACCGAGACCCCCCAAACCCCCUGCCCGCUAUGCCAGCGUGAACUCUGAACUCCACACCUACAUCAACAUCAGCCGUGACAUCACCCCCUCCGUCUCUGUCUGCACCUCUCCAUCCUCAUCCCCCACUUUCUACACCUUCAGGUGUGAGAAGGCCCUCCCUCCUUCCCCACGCUCUGUUCCCCCUCCUCUUCCUUGUCAGCCCAUCACUUACAUUACUCUCUACAAAUCUUCCCCUCUCCCAUUCUCCCUCCCCUCCUCCACUCCCCCCAUCCCUCCCCCUCGGAGGAAGCACCUAGCCCGUAAGGAGGCUCAGCGUCUCGCCACCCUCCAAGCAGGAUGCGGGAAGACACCCCUGUCCCUCCCCCCUCCCACCUCUCGCCCCCCUCCUCUCCCCCCUGCCCCCACCAUUUCCAUCUCCAACUCCACCACUCCCCCUGCCAUCCCUCCCCCGCCCUCUCUCCCCCCUCCUCCCUCUUUCCAUGCGUUGGAUGAUGAGAUCCGUAAGCUACUGGUGCUAGCAGGACUGACCCAGGCUGAGCUCCUCAAACUCAGCCCAGAGCUGGGGGUUUGUGUGGGGGGACUGGAGGAGGAGGGAGAGACCCACCACACCUCCAGGCCUGGACAGACACAAGAUCUAGGGAUGAGGAGAAAAGAGAAGAGGGCUAAGGAGCAGUAUGAUAUAGAUGGGUUGGCUGUGGAUGGCUGGAGAGAUGGAGGAGGGAGGUCAGGGGUGGAGAGGGAUAGAGAGACUCAUAUAUGUGGAGGAGUAAAGGAGGAUGAGGGAGAGAAAGAGGAGAGCAGAGAUGUGUUUAGAACCACGUCUUUCACUGACAUGGCGAGAAGGAGGAAGAGAAACAGUGGGUUUGGGGCUAACGUUAGCCUAGCAUCUGACUCCUACUACAGCACUGGCAAUACCAACACCUCUAACAAUGUUAACUUCCAGACUUUCAAAUAUUCCCCUGUGCUCUCCGAAACCCCUCCCCCUCCCCCCCCGCGUCCCUUACCCCCUGCCCCCCCUACCCUGCCCUCCCUCAAGGUUUGCACCCUUCUCGCCAACUCUUUACGCCCUGAGCGAUUUGAUUGGCUCAUGGCUUUCUCCCCCGAUGGUGAAACCCUGACCCCGCCCUUGGAAGUUAGAAAAUCCAAUGAGGAAACCCUGAAGAAAUCUACUUCCGGGUCAACGUCGUCAUCUGGGUCAACGUCAGGGUCGGGUUCCAAAGUGAUGACCUUCAAGGAACUGCGUAACCGUAGCAAACACAGCUCCCCGGCCUACCAACUAAUAACUGAACCGGAUCCUGAUCCCACAGUCGUAACCCCUGACCCUGACUUCCUCUACAACCUCAAGUGGAGAAGGGAAAAGACGGACAGCGACGGAAUCCAAUGGGAGUACACCUCCCAGGCCCAGGCCACCUUCCUGCAACCACCUCCCCUCACCUCAUUGGCUGCUUUUAGGGAUAUGUUCCAGAAAGCAGAGGAUGCGAUUGGACAACCUGAGUUAUGUCCCUCGCAGCAGAUUGGGUGCUCAGCCAGUGAAGGGAACCUGUGGAGGAUGGAUGGACAGAGAAAAGAGGAGGGAGAAAAGAGGAAAGAAGAUGUAGAGGAAGAAGUGGUAGAGGAAGAAGAGGUGGAGGUGAGAGGAACAGCUGAUGGAGGAAGAACCUGGGAGUCAAGAACUACAGUGUCCUCACCACCUCUCUCCCUGGCCCACUCCCAGCCCUCCUCCUAUUUCCUCCACUCUGUAAUCCCCCCUUACCGCCCAGGAUACUGUGGUGCUCAUACGAGACCAGUCCCAAGGACAAGAACCCAAUCUCACAGCCACACGGUCCCUAACCCCUACACUACCCAGUCCACAGCCAUGGCCCCUAACCCCUACACUACCCAGUCCACAGCCAUGGCCCCUAACCCCUACACUACCCAGGCCACGGCCCCUAACCCCUACACUACCCAGUUAUCUAACCCCUUUGCUACACCAUACACUCACAAAGAUUUAAAUGAAGACAGCCAUGGAACUUAUUCUAAGAAUAAUAUUGAUUCUGGAUAUAGUGACUAUUUUAGGAAGGAUGGAGGCCUAGACUCUGCACAUCGUUUUGGAAAGGACUUCAAGAGCAACAUUGAUAGUUUGUAUCGUUAUGUGAAUGACUCCAAGACUAAAGAAAAGCUGGAGUAUGGCUUUGGCUCUGAAUCCAUCACUGACUUUGACUCCCUCUGCUGCACCGCUAACGUCACUGAUAAACAGCCUCAUACCGGCUCACACACACUCGUCAGCAAUGACACACACACUCAAGGCUGCACCACCCCAUAUAAAAACGUUGAUGCGAUGAUGAUGGCAUAUGCCAAAACACACACUGUCGGUUCCCUUGGUCGCACUGACACACACACACACACCUCUCGCCCUGGCCAGAGCAGAACCUCUAAAGAUCUCCCUCCCCUCCCUACCUGGUACCUCUACCACCCCAAAAACUGUCCCAUCCACAGGGGUGCCCCUCCCCGCCUCUCCCCUAUCGGGGCUCUCGACCCCCCCCAUCGCUCUGGAGCCCCCCCUCCGGGCCUGGACGCAUCAGCUCACUACCUCAGCUCACCCUUGUUCCCCCGCUCUCACACCCUCCCUGCCCUGGCCGCCCCCCUCUACUACCCCUUUCUCUACCCCCCUAUCCCCCCCAGGAAAACCUCAGACCCCCCAAAACUCAUCCAGGCUCCGCCGCUGCCGCCCACGCUGACGGUUCGUAGCGUCUCUUUCGCCGGCUCUGUACAGAGAGGCGGGACUUCCUGGAUGGGCGAUGACAUGAAGGCCCCUCUGAGAGGCCUAGGGCUGUCCUCUCUGUGCCUGCUGGAAAAAAGAGCUCUGGUCAGUGCAGUCAGUGUGGCAGUGGAGGCCAUUUUGGCUCAGUUCAGCUCCUCACGGACCCUGGUGCAGAAGGCCCUAUCAGGAGACAGCAGUGUGAAUCCGUCUCUGGGCCGGCUGGUGCUGCAGUGUUUGUGCCCCGCCCUGCGGAGCCUGCUCUCUGACGGCCUCAAGCCCCACCAGAGUGAUUUGAUCUCGGGCAGGAGGCCAAACUCAGCCUGGGGACUGGUCCAGGCCUCCACCAGGCCAGGUAGGAACUCUGGAGCGCAGUACAGAGGGCCCAGCACUCAGUCCCUGUACAACCUCCAGGCCAGAAUAGGAGAGCAGCCCCAGCUCCGGCAGAACAAACACAGGUUCAACGCCUUCCUCCUCGGCCUCCUCAACAUCAAGCUUAUGGAUUUCUGGCUGUCCCAUCUCCAGUCAUGCAGUGAUGUGUUGGUUACAUUCUACCGGCCCUCCUCCUUCAUGCGUUUGUCGUUGACUUCCUGCCAGCCUCUGUUUGAGGAGCUCCUCCUCCUGCUGCAGCCCCUUAGUCUCCUGACCCUUAACCUCGACCUGCUCUUCCAGCACCACCACCUGGAUCCAGCCAAUCACGGCCCAGAGAUCCCCAGCCCACCCAAUCAGGACCUGGGAUUCAGGUUCUCGCCCCGGGGGUCCGCUUCCCAAGGCAGGGGCAGCAGCUAUCUCGAGAGCCUAUCAGAGCUGGACUUUGGGAGAGCAGAACCCGAAGCGACCAAUCAUAAUGCGAGCUCGUCGUCCCUGGCCAACUCAGGGGUGGGAGGGUUGGUGGAGUCACUGAAGCCAGCGAGUCUCAGUGUGGGGCCUGCGAAGGUCUCUGGGGGUCUUGCGGAGACAAGUCCUCAGCUGAUGUGGGUUCAGGAGAAAGAAAUUAGGGAGCUAGCACCUCCUAAUGUUGAGGAGGCCAGUCUCUCUCAACAGGCAGGACAGGUGAUCCAGCAGGGAUGGGGGGCUGUGUUACGCUGGGGGGGCAAGCUGGGCCAGAACCUGUCUGCAGUACAGAACCAGGAGGGGACAUCCAGAGACCCCCCAGAGCCCCAGACCAGUACCCAGGCCAGGAGUGACCCUCCUCAGGUCGAUGGAGCAUUGGAGGUCCCCUGGGGUUUGGGACGGCUGUUUGGAGCCUCCAAUAACCCCACGAUACCCACACUUCCAACCAGACGUCCGUCUCAGUGGUUGUCUCCAGGGGUGUCUGUUCUGACACGGAUGGUGAGCAGCAGUUCCAGCGCUAACCAGAGGAGGGCGCUGGAGCCCCAGCAGGUGGAAGAGGUGGUAGAGAGAGAGAUGGAGGAGACAUGGGACAACCCAAGACCCCUCAGGUCAGUCAGAACACUAUGCGACCACUCUGGCACAGGGGCGGAGCUAAGCUUCCAGAAAGGGGAGGAGUUAGUGGUUUUAGGGGGUGUCGAUCACGACUGGAUUCGCUGUCGUCAGGGAGACCGAGAGGGGCUCGUACCCAUUGGCUACGCCUCACUGAUCCUGUGAUUUCAGACACCUGAUCAGAGUUUUGAUUGUUUGAAUAUAUCUGGGGGAGGGAAAAUGAAGUCAUAAAGCUAUAGUGUAUUUUGGCAACCAUAGAGAGGCUGUGGCGAAGUCCCAAUGCUCUCAGAGAAAUAGUUCACCCCCGAAUCUAAGUUCAAAUCACAUUUUUAUAUCUCUAAAGUGGUCCAAAGUCGUAUGUCACGGUUCCCCAACUGGCGGCCCAUGAUUUUAUUUGGCCCCCAAGUUUUCUGAGCAAAGGGUUAGGGUUACUUGUUGGACAUAAAAUACUAAAAUCAGUAAAUGUUGGAAAUCUGUUCCAAAGUAUUGGAGUAUACACAUAGAGAGAGAUGUGAUCGUUUACAAAUCUAAGCAAGGUUUGAAAUGAUUAUAUUUUAGUCAAAUGUUAUAUCUGUUUGGGCUUCUUGCGGUCAAUUUGCAUCUACAAAUGAUUUGUGAUUAUGUUCCAGCCCCCUGACGUUCCGUGGCUGAAUCUAGUUGAUGAUCUCUGGUCCAAGUGAUUUAGUUCAGUCCUUACGCUGCACCAUCUGUUGUGUAGAUCCCACUGGUAGAAAUCUGCAAAACUCAAUCCCUAAACAACUGUACCAUCUAAUGCCAUCUAAUUAGGGGGAUUUAAUGAAGAUUUAAAUUAGCUCACCAGAUGGUGUGGAAUAUGGACCCAGCACGACUUCAGACCACUUUUGAAGUGUGAAAACUUCAGACAAACACUUAUCUUGGUGUGGACUAUCCCUUUAAAUGUCCUGCAUUCAUCAUCUCUCUUUGGUGACCACUGAUCUGAGAAGGAUAAAGCUUUGUAGAAUUCUAUUCAUAGGUUGCACCUCAGUCACAUGGUGCCAAGCAGCCAUCGGCGGUGCACUAAAGUGGUGAUAAGCCCAGUCGUAGUUUAGUCGAAAUUACAAUAUAGUGCUUGUGGAAAUAAGGUGACGUUGCUAAAGUAGUCAAAUAUGUAGUAGGAAACAACUUUCCCAGCAUGAUAAUGUCGUCAAAUGUACUUUAGACAGAUGGCAACGUCAUCAUCUAGCAAAAUUCGGCAAAAAUAGCUAGCAAAGCUGACGUUAGCUAGUCACAUUCAUGUGGCCUCUGUUACGGAGUCAAUUUAAGCUAGUUAGCUAAUGUUAUACUGCAUCUAAAGUCUAUCUGGUGACAUCAAAAUGAUGACGAAAGAUUUUCCCAAUAAUUAUUUGACUGUUUUUGAAUGUUAUUGUAUUUCCAGGCCACUGAAAUGCACUUUCGAUGAAAUCUUCAUCCGCGCUUAUUGACAAUGCAUUCAGUAGAAUGCUCAGUCGGGCAUCAGUCCAAACGAACGUUAAAACAAUAUUGUGACGAAACAUGCAACCAAUGCAUUCAGCUUAUCCAGACACUUUCAGAUCAGCAGUCACUAUGGGAAGAUUUAUAGCCUGGUAGCCAGGUUUCUGCUCUAGCCAACUCCUUAGUCAGACCCAGACCUUGCCGCUAGGCUAACCGGUGAAGGGAGCCAUGGUAGAGUAUUGGAGCGUAGCCACUGUUACGUAACGUAGUACCAUAGUGAAAUGUAGCUGUUUUCUGUGUUCUAUUUGACCUUUCACCCCUAUUGAUCUCUCACCUCUUUCGCUUGGUCUCUCUGUGUGUGUGUGUGUGUGUGUGUGUGUGUGUGUGUGUGUGUGUGUGUGUGUGUGUGUGUGUGUGUUUGACAUGUUCCCACUUCAAUUAAUAGUCAGUUUAAAAAGGAUAACUAUUUGACUGUAUAAAUAUACAUACUAAAUAUAUAGGUAUAUGAAUAUAGAUGAAUUUAACCAAGAUAUAUUUAACUGAGAUAGAUAGAUAGAUAACCAAGAGAAAACAGAUAAUCAAACGUUACUAUAGAUAAGGUUGAUCAUGAAUCAAAUUGAUAAGUGAUCUGGCCUUUUAUCCCCAACUCACCAGUCACUACUCUAUAGUCAUUAUACACACGGACAGCUCCAGUGUUUUUGUCAAUUAUUGGAAUCCAGUGGCUUCAUCUUAGUGUGUGUUGUAUGCAUUGUCUUGACUUCAUAUCCUUCAUAUCUUCAUCAUAACCUGAUCGAUUUAGUCACAUACCUUUACACUGUAUUUAUUGUAUAAUGAAUGCUUUGAGUGAAUGCAGCAGGGUUGGGCUCAAUAUGGCAGUCAAUUCAGGAAGUAAACUGAAAUUCCAAUUCGAUGAUUGAAAUAGGGGCCUCUGUUUUUAAUGACUUCUUUAAUGAAUUGAAAAGGAGAAGCUAUUUAUGUUUUUUAAUUAGCUGAUUUUAAAUUCAAAUCACUUCCUGAAUUGGCAGCCUUCAAUUCGAAUUGAGCCCAACCCUUGAAUGCAGAAGAGUAUCUAUCUAUAUGACACAUAUCUAUCUAAAGGACAUUCUAGUAUCCAACAGUAUAUAAGUAUAACUGGCAUAGCAAUGCUGUAACUUCAAUCAGUCCACACCUCUUAAACCUCACUAACACAUACUACUCCGUGCUUAUGGAAAAUCAAUGCUUUGAGACAGACAGAUAAACAGACAGACAAACAGACAGACAAACAGACAGACAAACAGACAGAUGAACAAACAGAUGAACAAACAGAUGAACAAACAGAUAAACAGACAGAUAAACAGACAGAUAAACAGACAGAUAAACAGAUAAACAGACAAACAGACAAACAGACAGAUAACAGAUAAACAGACAGAUAAACAGACAGAUGAACAAACAGAUAAACAGACAGAUAAACAGACAGACAAACAGACAGAUAAACAGUCUGAGGGACUUGAGACCUGUCUCUUUCUACUCAGCCCAGGGAUGAUCAACUCUAGUCUGGUUACUUUUCCUUUACCUCAUAGAUCAAUUAGUAUCUUUGAUUCCCCAGAUAUUUAACUUUACUGGUUACCUGGGCGUUACUAAGUCUGACUACAAGUUAAUUCAAAAGGCUACUGAGACCAGUAGACAAUGUGGGUUUCCAGGGCCAUAGUUGUACGUUCCUGACCGAGACUAUCCAAGCUUUCAGAUGAAGCAGUAAGCUACUUCCUGAUGUACCGUAUGUGUAUGAAGAUACCACGACUGUCAAGCUUAUGUGUUUGAGGAAGAGGCUGCCCUUCCCCCAACCGUACCUCAGCUCUCAUAUGUUCCUUCUUUCCCUACCUGUCAUGCUAACCCGUGUAAGGUCAUCAUUUUAAUACCGUAGUAACGAUGGUGGUAGUAGAAUAACGUUAAAUUAAUCAUGUUUAUUACUAUGUUUAUCUUCUGAUUUGGUUGGUAGUUAUUCUGUAGGCUUGGUAAUGAUGAUGCAUAUGAUGUACUUCUCAAAGGCUUCUGGUUUAAAGGAACUGUUUGUUUGCUGUUUUUUUUGUUUUGUCACUUGCUGGUGACAUGGCGCUUCUUGAAGAGUUCAGGUUACUUGAGGAAUGAACAAUAAAACAUAUUACCCAUAAAUUCAAAUUCAAUGGGAAUAUCGCUCUUUUGAUUGGUCAGAAUUUUUUUUAAAGGUUACCAUGCCAACAAGCCAAGUGUUGUAGCACAGGGUUAGUGUCCCUAUGACAACCCUAUGACAACAUUAGAUUGGAAACAUUGUAACUUUGCAAUUGCAUUACACAGGCUACUUUACCAAAUCUUCCACCAAAUGCAAUGGUAUGGCACUGGCUAGUAUGUCACCAACCUAACUAACUAAUCCAAAUCGCUGCGUGACUCAAGACAAUGUGUAGCUAGAAUAGAUGUUUACCAACCGUGGAGCCACUGUGUGUCAUGGCCAGUCACACUAAACCCCUGGUUUUCUAAAGGCUUUAGCUGGGUCACGGCAUCAAAACAAGCUAGACAACUACUUUCUUAGGCCUGUAAACUGACAUGAGUCGUUUUAGAGCUAUCUAUAAUGUAUUUUAAUUACAGCUUGUAGUAAAUUAGGCUGUAUGAGGGAGGAGCUAGUUAGUGUCAGCAAGGCCCACCAUUCAAUGUGCCAUGCCUAGAUGCAGGUGAAGGGUAAACCUAACUUCAGGAAAUACACAUGUCUGUGACGGUAACAAUCUCAGUAUGUUGACAUGGAUUUUAUAGUUAUUUUUUGUCGUUGAUUCGGGUAUAUUUUCCAUUGUGUGAGAUGAUCCAUGAUAAAUACAUUGAUUUGUAUGAACAGUUGUACAUUUAUUGGAUGUGGUAUUUAUUGACCCUGGAGUCCCUGAAAGGUAUAUACCUCUGUUGUAUUUGUCCCCUCACGUCUAUCUCUCUAUCUAUCUGGGGUUUUGUGUAAAUCACAGGAGGUUGGUGGCACCUUAAUUGGGGAGAAAGGGCUUGUGGUAAUGGCUGGAGCGGAAUAUGUGGAAUGGUAUCAAAUACAUUAAACACCUGGUUGCCAUGUGUUUGAUGCCAUUCCAUUUGCUCCGUUCCAGCCAUUAUUAUGAGCCGUCCUCCCCUCAGCAGCCUCCACUGGUGUGUGUGUGUGUGUGUGUGUGUGUGUGUGUGUGUGUGUGUGUGUGUGUGUGUGUGUGUGUGUGUGUGUGUGUGUGUGUGUGUGUGUGUGUGUGUGUGUGUGUGUGUGUGUGUGUGUGUGUGUGUGUGUGUGUGUGUGGGUGUGUGGGUGCGUGCACGUAUGUGAGAGCGAACGAGCAUGUGUCUGUGUGUGUAGCAGUGGGUUCUGUAUCCCUCUGGUGUGAUGUAGCCUGCCCUGUACCUCACUGUUCCAUAGUGUACUGUGUCCCUGUAGCGCCAGUCAGUGUCCGACUCCCGCAUGUGCUUGUUUGUAAAUACCCAAUAAAUAAUCAACAUAAACCAAA